This is a messenger RNA of Fusarium falciforme, 879 nucleotides long. RefSeq lists its product as hypothetical. Lineage: Eukaryota; Fungi; Ascomycota; Sordariomycetes; Hypocreales; Nectriaceae. The transcript has a single exon. The record is from RefSeq and is a predicted model, not a curated record. The coding region runs from base 1 to 879 and encodes 292 amino acids. Gene Ontology annotation, molecular function: oxoglutarate:malate antiporter activity.
AUGACGGCAUCGUUCCAGGACCAAGGGCUCCUGCUAAGGCACCUACUAGAUGCCUGCAUCCCAUUCGCAACGGGAUGCACUUCGGGCAUGAUUGCCACGAUAUGCGUGCAGCCGAUCGAUACCGUCAAGGUCCGCAUGCAGUUGGUGGAGCAAGGCCCUGGCAGGUCGUCACCGUGGAGGGUAGCAAGAGACAUGACUCUGCAAAACGGCUUCCUCAACCUCUACCAGGGCCUGUCUGCCGGGCUUCUCAGGCAGUUGGUAUACGGCACCCUCCGACUCGGGCUCUUCUCGACCCUGGAGCAGAGGCUUGAGCGCCGGGCAAGGGACCAAGGGACCACGCUCGGCUUCCAAGGACGGGCUUUAGCGGGCAUCACCGCCGGAGCUGUGGCUGCCUUGAUUGGGAAUCCAACAGAGGUGGCACUAAUCAGGAUGCAGGCCGACGGUAUGAAGCCCCUGGAACAGCGCGAGCGAUUCACAUCAGCGUUCAAUGCCCUCGGGCGCAUCGCCAGACAGGAAGGGGUCUUGAGCCUCUGGAAUGGCGUGGCGCCCACAGUCAUCCGGGCCAUGUCGACCAACUUUGGCCAGCUGGCCUUCUUCUCCGAAGCCAAGCACCAGAUCAAGACGCACACCCACUUAUCGACCCGAAAGCAGACUGCCCUGGCCGCUUCCUUCGCAGGGCUUGCUGGAGCAAUCAUCAGCCUGCCGUUUGACUUUGUCAAGACGCGCCUGCAGAACCAGUCCAUGACGGGUUUCUCCCGAAGCUUGCCAAUUUAUGCUGGCACCGCCGACUGUUUCUCCCAGGUGAUUCGGAGAGAAGGCUUCUUCAGGUUCUAUCGAGAUUUUUGGCCCUAUUUCCUCCGGGUAGGACCGCACUCGUGA